Lymnaea stagnalis (great pond snail) is the source of this 26934-nucleotide messenger RNA. NCBI's taxonomy places the organism in Eukaryota, Metazoa, Mollusca, Gastropoda, Lymnaeidae. The record is from the annotation of a GenBank genome assembly.
UUGAAUAGGAAGGCCACACAAUUCUGCCCUGUGCAUGCCAGGCUCACAACUUUAUGCAAGUAAGUAACUGCCCCCUUGAGUCAACUUGACUGACUUCGGUGCUUGAUUUUUUUCUUUGUCUUUUUCUGUUAAAAAAAGGGGUAAGUUGUUUUAUAAUACAUUUCUAUGCCUUUCCCGUCCAAGAAGUUUUUUUCUUUAAACACAUUAUUACAAUAUGUCUGCAUAGCAUAUAUUUCUUAAGUUUUGUUCAAAUACAUUAGUGUAAAAUCUAUAAUUUUUUAACAUUCUGGCUGUAAUUACUUUGAUUAUGCAUGACGCUGUAGGAAGUUGGAGGGAGGGGGGGGGGAAGGUCCACUCCGAGAGGCGCGUUUUUUCUGUAUAGGGAAAGGAGGCAUUUUGGGCCAACUGCAGAGGUUUCUUUCGCAAGAGGAUGGCGUCAAAAAUCUUAAACCACCCCGACUGGCACGAGCCACUUUUUAUGAAGCUGAACACACUCCCCAUUUCCUAAACUUAAAUUUGAUAUAAUUAAAAUUAAAAAAAACAAAACAAACAACAACAACAUGCAUAUCAAGAAUGGAAUGUGUUAGCACGCACUUUAAAGUCAAACACCGCCACUGAAAAUGUAACUUCUCUACAUCACGCCACAUUAUUACAUUAUCCCACCUUUUCCCCAAAUCACUUCAUACCGUCUAUACAUUACUCCAACAUUAUUACAUUAUCCCACCUUUUCCCCAAAUCACUUCAUACCGUCUAUACAUUACUCCAACAUUAUUACAUUAUCCCACCUUUUCCCCAAAUUACUUCAUACCGUCUAUACAUUACUCCAACAUUAUUACAUUAUCCCACCUUUUCCCCAAAUUACUUCAUACCGUCUAUACAUUACUCCAACAUUAUUACAUUAUCCCACCUUUUCCCCAAAUUACUUCAUACCGUCUAUACAUUACUCCAACAUUAUUACAUUAUCCCACCUUUUCCCCAAAUUACUUCAUACCGUCUAUACAUUACUCCAACAUUAUUACAUUAUCCCACCUUUUCCCCAAAUUACUUCAUACCGUCUAUACAUUACUCCAACAUUAUUACAUUAUCCCACCUUUUCCCCAAAUUACUUCAUACCGUCUAUACAUUACUCCAACAUUAUUACAUUAUCCCACCUUUUCCCCAAAUUACUUCAUACCGUCUAUACAUUACUCCAACAUUAUUACAUUAUCCCACCUUUUCCCCAAAUUACUUCAUACCGUCUAUACAUUACUCCAACAUUAUUACAUUAUCCCACCUUUUCCCCAAAUUACUUCAUACCGUCUAUACAUUACUCCAACAUUAUUACAUUAUCCCACCUUUUCCCCAAAUUACUUCAUACCAUCUAUACAUUACUCCAACUUCUCCCCAACUCACAUCAUACCGUCAAUACAUUACCCCACCUUUUCCCCAACUUACUUAAUACCGUCUAAACAUUACUUCACCUUAUCCACAACUUACAUCAUACCGACUCUACAUUAACCCCACCUUAUCCAUAACCUACAUCAUAUCGUCUAUACAUGACCCCAACGUAUCCCCAAAUUACAUCAUACCGUCAAUACAUUACCCCACCUUAUCCCAAACUUACACUAAACAUUUUAUACAAUUCCUCCGUCUCUCAAUAGAGCUAAAAUUUCUCUACAUACCCCCUUCUCCCCCAUUUAAUCUAAUACUUUCUAUAUUUUACCCCACCGACUCACCAUCCUCUCCCCCAAAUACCCAAUUCCUUGUUUACCAAUUACCAUACAUAACUUCAUAUGCCAUUGAUCUCAUCUCUUCUGUACAACACCCCAUGUUAGUGCCAACUUGUCCGAUUCCUUCUAACGCUACGCUAAAUUCUCCACAGCUUAUUGUAUACUUUCUAUAACUACCAUCACCUUGUCUGCCAAUUACUAUUUACCUCAUUUGAUUACCCCACCUUCUCUCAAGCCUACCCUAUAUCUUGUAUACAGUAUCCGUUAUUCUACCCACAUACGCUUGACCUUCAUUGCAUUACCCAACCUUCUCCUGAAGUUAUCGUAUACCUUCUAUACAGUACGCUAAUUUAUCCCCACCUACUUUAUAACUUGUAUAUCUUACCCCACUACCCCCCCCCCUGACUCUGUACCUUCUUUACCUUACCCAACCUCUUCCCUAAAUGAGCAGCCUUAAAAUUACUGUACACAAUGUUGUUAUCUUUAUCUCGUUUUGGACCAUGUCUACUGCUGGCAAAAAAAAAUGAUCAACAUUUUUUUUUUUUUAAUCAACUGUAGAGCUGAAGGUGCAAUGGAUAUACAACUGAGGUACCGAGGCCAAGGAUGCGCUAAGAACACGUUUGAUCAGGUUCGUAAACAAGAUCUGACGAGUGAAAUUAUGUUGUCGUUUUUUAAACUGUAAGUCUUAGUUUGUCCGUCGAAAUCGGUCAAGGCUAUCUUAAUAAUCCGAAAUUGACUUUUUCUGUUUGUGGGUGCGCAGAUGGCUAAUGAGACCGAUCCCGGCACAAAAUGUUCUUGUGCAGUAGGUGCAGGGCAUUGACGGGACAACUACACGUGCAGAGUUAACUUGGGCUUUGAGGAUAUGCAAAUUUGAUGAAGUCGUAUAUAGAUAUUUUCUUUUGGUGCUGUCAUAAUUAUCAACAUUCAUAUAUAUAUUUACCUUUAAAAAUUGAAUAACAUUUAUAAAAAUAUUUAACAUUCUUUCAACAACAUAUCUACAUAAAUUCAUUGAUCUAUAGAUAUUGUUUCCUUGAAAAUUUAACAUUAUUUCAGUAUUAAAUAUUUGUUCAUCAGCACGCCAACAUUCAUGUAUUUAAUUAUCCUUGUCCAUCUAUCUAUAGACGCCUUAAUGGAACAAAAUUGUCUUUGCCUGGGUCCCCUACAUCCUAUCCAAAGAAAUACACCUUCAUGCUCUAUAUGAGUCUGAUUUGUACAAUAAUAAAUAAUAUGAACACUGAUCCACGUUAAUUAAUGGCCUUGGUUCACAGGCUUUUAAAUUAAUAAUUGCCACGCACUUGUUCGGAAAAUGAAUGGCGUUAUUAGCUACAUUAGAGACUGUUAACACUCCGAAUUCUUAACUUGACAGAAAUAUGUUCCUUCCCACAAAUGGGAUUUACAGACAACAUGUGGCGUUUCCAAAACCACCAUCUCAAUACAUUUUUCCAAAACUGACUCUCACAAAAAGUCGAUGCAAUCUCUGCUAUACAAAAUGAGCAAACAUUUUUAUUGUUUGUUUUCAAAGCCCCGGUCAAAUGAUCACUCAUUAGUUAGACGUGGCUGAUUUCAAUGAUCACUCAGUACUUAGACGUGGCUGAUUUCAAUGAUCACUCAGUACUUAGACGUGGCUUAUUUCAAUGAUCACUCAGUUGUUAGACGUGGCUUAUUUCAAUGAUCACUCCGUAGCUAGACGUGGCUGAUUUCAACUACCAUAUAUUAACAAAAUACACAAGAAAUGACAGUAUAAGAACACGUCACAUGAUCUGACCGUCCCACACGUACUUUCAUUCAUCCUCUAUACUGCAUUGCUUCUGCACAGUUCCAGCCAAUCAGCCAUUUAACGAACAACUCAACACGGUUUUUACAUUUAUCAUGUAAUUAUUUUUCAUCCAUUAGUUAAUCUAAUCAUAAAACUUUUCCUUUAAGAUCAUUGUUUAAAAUACAUUUAUCUCUAUUCAUCUGUUCAGAGAAAUCUCCAUAGUAUUCUACCACAGGCCUUAGCUCAGAGUUUCGGCAUCAGGAACAGUAAUCAUAUUUCCGAUCUACCAAAGUUAGUAUGUCCAGUCAUCACUGUUCGUAUAUUUUUGCUACCUUUGUAAAAUUUCGUUACCGUAGUUCGUAAUGUUUGGCUAGCUUUCAACCACUGUAUGUGGAAUCAUCAAGACACAAUAGAUAGUUGGCCUGUGACACACACAUCAGUGACGAGAUGCAGCCCUCAACAUGUAUGAAGUGCAGCUGCUUCAGAGACCAUGGAAGGGUUUUCCAAAAUCCGUCUAAACGUUUUCACAGUGGUUCUGCCCAUACGAGAGAAAUAAAUGCAUUGUAUGGUUCGCUCGUCCUAUACCAUACUGGAGGGCAACAGAAUGAGGAGCUUUCACGGCCCUGUGGAAGUACAGCGUCGAAUUUCGAUGCGGAUCUGGAGGCUAUGCAAAGCGCUCUGGAAACUGUGCAUCACAAGUAAUUGUUUACUCCGACUCUUCAUCUGGUCUUCAGAUCCUGAGUAAGGAGGCGGGUACCAAUCACUUUGUUGGCGCCAUUUUAAAUGUCGUGCGUAAGAUCAGUGAACCCGGAGCACGGUAACAGCACAGUGGAUUCCAGCGAACGCUGACAUCAUGGGCAAAAAAAAAGCAAAGAUUGUGGCAAAAUCGGGGGGGGGGGGGACCUGCCGGGCUUUUCCCAAAAUAUCAGAAAAAAACAUGUAACAAAAAAAAGGAAUAUAUGAGGGGAAAAAAAAAAAAGCAAAGAUUGGGGCAAAAUCGGGGGGGGGGGGGACCUGCCCGGCCUUUUCCAAAAUAUCAGUAAAAAACAUGAUACAAAAAAAAGGAAUAUCACAAAUGGUUAGCAGAUGAUUUUAGCGCAUAAAAGUACAGUCAGUGGGCAAACAGCAUCAAAGCCAAAGGUGUAUUCUCUACUAAAAGACAAGAUACUUAUUUUUGGCUAGGUAGUAGGCAGCAGGGUAUGGUGAAAAUGAUGUGUACCAACCACUAUUCCAUCUAGACCAUUACAGGGAUCCUACAUGCCGGUAUUGCGGCCUGGUUCCGGAAACUCUAGCUCUUUUGCUGACCGAAUGCCCGUCACUAGGUGUUUCGGGGGAGGUUAGGACGGUAAAAGAGCCAAACGUGAGGAAGAUUUUAUAAGGUUCAGCUCAGCAGAUGGGGUUGAUUGCCAAUGUGCUAGCCGGGAUUGUAAGAACGUAAUAUCAAUCCCUUAUCAAAUUAUGUAUGUUUUUUUUAAAAUUAAGUUACUUUAUUGUGUAUGGCUUAGUCGUAUGACAUUGAGAUGUUUAGACAUAUUGGAACCAAAAUUUAAUCUAGAAAUGAUAUUCUCAAUAACAUUAGUCAUAGUAAUAUUUAUUUCUUAACAUAGAGAUUAUGAUAUUUGCACUAACCCUAGGCAUGCUUAUAAUUUAAAUUACUCUAGACAUGCACAUAAUUACACUUACUCUUAGACCGUCAGGCAAACAUGUGAACAUACAGAUGAGCAAAGUGGAAACACAUACUUCACUAAUGUCAAAAGUCUCUAGAGAUCCCAAUAGUAAUAUCAUAAAAUAUUUUUGUCACUGACUCACGUGUUUGAUCCAGCAGACAGUUUGACGUCAAGUCUUACCACCCUUACACGUGCCGAGAUGUCCGUCAGUUUUGUCUGCCUAACUAUAGAGACUAUGAGGUAGGUGCUGAAACUGCAUAUUACAUGUCACACACGUUUUAUAGAGGGAAAAUCCGUCUCUGUCCUAUCAAGAUGUGUUUUCACAACCUUGUCCCACAGUCUCACCACAACAAAAUGAGCUUAACACGGCUUAAUUUUGGGCCCAAUCAAAUAAUUUUAAUAAUAUUGUUUAGAUUUCAUUUAAAUUAUUUAAUUGUUAUUGUUAAGAGCAACUAACUGUAAAAGCGGUUCAAUAGCUAGUUGUAAGUAUUAAACAAGUCUUCGACCAAUAUUACAUAUUAGAAAUAUUUGACUCGAUGUAAAUCGGAUAAUAAUGGAAGGCGUUGUAUGACACUUUAAACUUGUAUUGGAAAGCCAUAACAUCUGACAAUAAAAAAUGUAGGCAUAUAAAUAUUCCUUGAACUAUAUAUUUACUAAAUAGUUAAUCAGACUUUAUUUGUUUUAAAAAGAAGUAUUGAGGUUUUGUUGUCAUUAUCACUUGUAACAGAUAUAGUUAUUUUCAUUAUAAUCUAUUCCUACACUACAAAUGAACAGGACGCUGAAUUUACAAAAACAAAAAAACAAAACAACUACAAAAAAUUAAACAACCCAUGUCCUUUAACUUACAACAAAAAAUUGAAUACCAUUUUAAACAACUUUAACAUUAACGGAAUUUUUUAAAGUCGUGUCUUAAUUAAAUAGUAACAAACGCUUCAGAAAAUCAUAAAACUCAGAAUUCUAAGCAUUCAAUAAUAUCUCAGCUAAUUUUAAAGUCUUUAACAGCGUUGAGUUGCCUUUUUUUAAAUUUAAAUAUCAUUAACCUCAUAAAAAAUGUUAACUUAAUGUUUUUACAUUUCAUUUUCGCUAAAGGGAAACAAAUGUAAUUUAAUAUUUUGAAAGAAUAUUUUAAUACGUAUUUGUUUUUACUUUUGGUGUUAAAUUUUUCUUGUGAGUAAAAGCGGGUGAUGUUUAUUGCAAUGAAAAUGUUCCCACUCUCUUUCUUUGAUGCGUAAUAUGUAUUUUCAAGAAAUAUUUACAAUAAAUUGUUUUAGGUAAGCGUUGUUUAUCCCUAUAAAUAUGUGCCUACUCUUGAACUGUAAGAAAAAGAUAUGACACAAUUUUUGUAUUGAUCCAAACAAAGGGAAAUGUUUGUUUUUUUAUUGCAUUGCAUAUUUUCAGCACAUAAAUAAAACAAUUUGAACACAAGACAUCUAAAUUAAAUUAUUUCCCUCCCGAAAAAAGAAGCCAUUUGGUGAAAUAUCUUAUGCAUAUCAGGGACUUAGUAGUUCUCAUUUAGAUUUGUUACUUCAGGGCGAGCACGCUGGUAUAUUUCUAAAGACUGGGGAACAAAAAUAAAUGUUUAUAUCUUUCAGUCCUCGCUCUGAAAAUUUGAAAGAUUAAUUGUCCCCAGUUGCAAUGAAAAUGGCGUCUACUUUUUUCAACUUUCAAACGUUUUUGAGGUGUUGGUAUAUUUAUGUAAAUGUAUCUAUCACUUGUAAAAGCCCUUGAACUUUUAUGUUCUUAAAUUGGUAAAUCACAUCGACAAAAAUACCCAUAUUAAAACCUCUAUGUCACGACUGUAAUAUCAUCGGAUUUAAAGAUAGUGAUACACACAAAAGUAUACCCAUUGUCUUUACCCCCACAUGAAAUUUGUUAUACAGAAUGUUAAAUACAUUAUUUAAAUACAUAUGAAACUUACUAUAUACCAAUUCCCUAUUGUUAUGUAGACGACUUGUUUACGUCAUCUUUCCUCGUGAAUGAACUCUAGCUGACCCCCAAGCUCGGAACCGCAUUUAGGGUGUGGUCAACAAAAAAAUAAUUCCUUUGCCCCUGUUUACGACUAAAUAAACUUUAUAGUCUGUAUAAUUAGAAUUAUGUAGAGAUAUCUACAGAGGAAUACAAUGUUUAAGCCCGUUCUGUAAAUAUCUAUGAAACUGUCUAAAUAUACGUAUCGGAGGAUUUUUUUUUUGGAUGGCGAUUACGAUUGAGUUGUGCUAUACGAGACAGAAAUUUGUUUUAGAACUUUUGCUGUGUAAAGAUUCCUUUUCAUCAGUGUUCCUUUUAAAAACAUUGUAUCUUCUUCAACAUAUUACCUUAACAAGCAAAUCAUUAUUCUGAAAGUCAACAGAUACAAUUGUAUUUCUUUUUGAAUUUGUAAUUUAUUAUUAGCUUAAUAAAAUGCAUUAAUCGUAAUUAGCCCUAGUUUGGGUAUCGUUUUCUUUGUUUUUGUAAUUAACAUCUGGUAUCGUCUUUUGUUGAGUACUGUUUUAGAUCGAGCCAAAUACUCAAAUAAGAGAUUAAUUUCUCAAUACGAAGUAAAUAACAAAAAUUGGGUUGCUUGUCCCUGGAUACUUGAAUCCAUAUUUUUAUUUCUUUUUACACUAAUAAUACAUUUAGUGUUUAUCUGUGGAUUUUGACCCACUGUUUUCUUUAAUUUACGCGGACUAAAUUGAGAACACAAUACCAUUUUUACGAUGCCAAUAGCAGAGACAGUUACAAUGUUACAUUUUUUAAUUAACUUUUUUAUAAAUGUGUUCCUUAAGUUUAAAAAUUCAUAAAACUUAUUGUUAUAUUUUAUCAUUUUCAAAAUGGAUUUUGAUAUGGCUAACCCAUCAGUAGAGGCAUUAGACAAAUGUACAGGAAAGAAUCUAUUUUCUAUUGCUAAAAUUUAGGAAUAAAUGUAGCUGAUUGUACAUUAAUAAGACCGUGCGAGAUUUGAUAAUUGUCCACUUAGCGGAUGAUUAUAUUUUGUCUGAGGAUGAACUGUCCUCAGUCACACAAACGAAUGAUACUAGUAUGGAGCUGCAACUGAAGCUCAAUCAUAUGGAGCUAGAUGCUUAGAGACAGAAAAAGGGACAAGGAACGAGCGUUUUAAAAAAGGGAGCUAGAAUUACAAAGAGGAAAAAAAACGAGAGCUUGAACAUAUAAAGUAGGAGCUACAGAGAAAAAAAGAAGAAAACAUAAAUAACUACAAAUUAACUUAAAAGAAAUUGAAAUGACGGCAAAUUUGGGAGCAAUGGAAAAUAGACUCAUGGCUCCUGCCAGUCAAGCUUGGGAUGCAAUUAAAUUUGCUAAAGUAAUACCUAAAUUUGCAGAAAAAAAGUAGACCAAUACUUUGCACAGUUUAUAAUAACAGCUCAAAUUUCAAAAUUGCUGAAAAUAUGAGGUCUAACUUAUUGCAGUUGGAUCUGACUGGUAGGGCGGCCGAAGUUUUUGUAUACUUGAACGCGGAAAAGCGCGGGUAAUUUAUCCGUGUAAAAUCCUUAAGGAAUAUGAAUGUGUCCCCGAAGCCUACUGUAAAAAGAUUAGGGAGCUGUGGAAACUGGAUGGCCAGACUCAUGUCGAGUUCCUCCGGGAAAAAGAACGGUUCCUGGACAAGUGGCUGCACGCAAAGAACACCGAGACUGACUUCAAACAGUUCAAGAACCUCAUCCUUGAUAUAGGAGAUCAAGAAUUGGUAUUCGUACGAACACAUAUUGCAGUCCACGGCAAAGGUGAUGCGCAUACUGCAACAGUGUUAGCUGAUGACUUCACCAUCUUAUAUCACCUCUCAAAGAACCCAUUUGACGCCAAAAAUGAAAGGCACAAUAAUUCAAGAGCAUUGACUUACAUCAAACUUGUCUUCGCUUGUACGUUUCGUUAUAAAUCUUGAAACACAUUUUCAAAUUCAAAAGUUUUUGCUCUCCAGAUGUUCAUGAAACUGCAAUGAGGUUUGUCACGACUCAUCAUAAAGUUUUAUAAUGAAUAAUAAAGCUAGUAGCAUUCUACCUCUAGAGGGCGUCUUACCGAGGAUUGUGUGCAAGUUUUGACGACUCUAUAAGACUUCAAAAAGUGUUCACCUACCAAAGUCCAAACAUCUAUAUCAUAAACUACUGAUGUCAUACAAGACUUCAUGCCUUUCAUAUCGAAGGACUUGUAUCACUGCCAGUUGAUUUUUUUCCAAUUUACGACCAAUCAAAAUUUUUCGAGAUACAGGUAAUUUACAGUCCUUACCAUUUGAGGGUAACUUCCCUUGUCUGAAACAACUGCGACUGGGAGCAACAUCCUGUUACGAGGUGUAGAGCUGGGGUGAUUUGAUGUAUCUUUACUUCUCAUCAAUCUCAAAUCAGAUCUAGACUCCGGACCUGCGGUUGUUGAUGGCCGACCAACGUUAACAAUGCACGGCAUCUCGUUGCUGCUUGAGGCAAUGACUUAGCUGGUGAAAUGUGAUAGCUGAACCCAAUUGUUACUCAUGAACCUUAGUUUCUUAUUUAAUCUGAAGAAGAAAUUCCAGAAUUAUAUCCAGCAUGGGUUUUUAAUAAGGGCAAUGAGUUCCAAGAUCUCCGAAAAAUAGAUUUUACCAAAAAGUUAAUAAAUUCAAUCCUGAUAUUGAUCUGGGAAUAACCAUUUUUGCCAGUCUUAACGAAAAAUCAACUGAUCAGAAGACACCAAAACGAAUGCAGCUUUUUGAAGAGCAGAAGAGUGAUCCAGAAAUCUUUAAUCUUCGAGAGAACUCUUUGACCAAAUAAGAUGAGCAAUUGUCUGUAUGUUAUUACCUACAAGAUGAAAUACUUAUGAGAAAAUGGUGACCUGCAGACGCAAAAACUAACGAAGAAUGGAGAAUGUUUCAUCAGAUAAUAGUAGUUCCUACACUUUUCCGGACCAAAGUCCUGAACUUAGCCCACGAUUCUCCACUUUCAAGUCAUUUGGGAGUAAAAAAGACAUGUCAAUAAAUCAGAUCGCACUUCUUUUAGCUCCAAAUCGAGAAAGAUGUUGUUCGUAUUGCUUAUUACUAAUGUACGAUGAGUAAGUGAUUGAUGAGUGAAUGAUUAGUGUUCUUACAUUUAUUAUUAAUUGAAUUUUGAUUGAUAAGAGUUUGAGUGAUCAGGGAUUAGACAGAGAUUGAUUAGAGAUUAGACAGUGAUUCAUUAGGGUUUAGACAGUGAUGUCUAAAGUAUAUGAUAAUGUAACAAAACAAAAACCCUGAUGACAACAUCAAUAUAAAAAAACCCACACCGUUGAGAGACUAGCUACUUUCAAAUAUCUAGAGGCCACUAAAAAGAACACAGUGAAAUAACUACGGAUGUUAAAGAAAUGAUAACAGCAAGCAACUGUUCCAAAAAUCCUCAGUAAAUAAUGGCUCAGUGAUAGACAAUGCUUUCUAAAGAAUCCGUACAAAAUAGGAUAUAUACCAAUUGUAAAAAAUCCCAUCAACAAUGAAAAAGACUGACUGCGCUGGGCAGAAAGUAUUGAAAGGAAGCUGGUUUGUAGAGCAGCAAAAGUGAUAUAGAGGCAGAAACCUAGGAGCAGACGGCUUACCUGUCGCCCAAGAGUGAGAUUGAUCAACGAAGUAAAGAAGGAUUAACACAAGAUGGGGGUUCACGCACGAAGGCGGAAAGCUUUGGAUCGAUCCGAAUGGAAGUAUGUGGUGGAGCAAACCAGGACCUUACUUGGGCUUUAGCACCACUGAUGAUGAUGAUGACGAUAAAGAGUGGUUGAUAAAAGUAUAUAAUUUAUACCCUUCAAACAAAUGCAUAGCUGACACAGGGUUUGAGGAUUCAAAGUUUUCAUUAAAUUUUGCUUUCAGAAAAAUCUCAGUGAAAAUUCUUUUUCAAAGACUGAGCUACUGAAAAACGUGACCUGUUUCCUGAACACAAAUGAAGACUUUCAGAUUUCAGUCAUUGAUAAAAACGAGCUGUCAUUGUGGACGAAAGGCGCAGAACGACAACAGAAGGUAAAAGUUAGAUAUCAUUGCACUGUGGAUGCAGUACUUAGGAUUAACAGUUAUCCUUGAUGAAUAUGGUUUAAGAGGCGGGUAAGGGAAGGCUGUUACUGAUGAUUAAAUAUUUACACCCGUAAGGGUGUUACUCCUUGAGCAAUCGUUUCAUUCCAGCUUCAGGCCAAGCUAUUUGCUGGACUCCGGUUGGUGGGGUGGGGUGUGGAGUAAGGACGUUAAGGCAUCAGUCGGCCAGAUCCAUUGGUUGGGUUUGGUAUAGGUGCUUAGAUGCCUCUGCUGGCGGGUCAGGUGAACCUUUCGACGUGCUCGCCUUCAUGACUGACGGGGGGGGGGGGGGCCUUCAUGUGUUCGACUUCAUGGCUGACGGGUAAAACGUGUGUGGCAAUUAGUGGUAGACCAGUGUUGGUGAUUGGGCUGGGGUGGGGGUACGCUAGGAACCGCAUUUUUAGCAAAAUUUUUACUUACCAUUUUUGCAAAUGUAGAUUAGAUAAGCUAUUUAGAGAGAGAUAAGUCCAAGUUUCAUUAGCAAAGUAUGCAAAUAAAAUGAAAAUGUGCUUUUUUAAAAAAAAAAAGUUGUGUUAACUAUGUCUCGGAUUACUUGAAGACGUCAGAUUGGGUAAAGAUGCAUUCAAUAAAUCGCGCCAAACUAAAAAAUUAAUUUUUGCAAGACUGCUUGCUAUGUAACGUUAUUUUUAUAAAGAUUAAAUAGGUGUUAAUAGUUAGCUCGUAUAAGAAAUACAAUUUAACUAUAGACUAAUCAACUUUAAAGUGAAGAAAACGUUGCUAGCAUUUAAUUAAAUUUUAUUAAAAAAUUUAUAUACAAUUACAAAUGUAAGUUCAGAAGAAAACGUUAUCAACGUAUUGCAAGUGAGGAAAACUUACAUUCCUCAAAAUAGAAAUAUUUACAUAUGCAAACAAUAAUAAAAAGUCUCUAUAAGUCUCCCUAAGUCUUUCUCUAAUCAAAUCUCGGUAAUUCUAGCUGCUAAGGAACGUAGGCGCAAUUAAUAGAGGAAUUAAAUCCGAACGUUCUAGCACAUAAAAUCUAGAAUUUGCGUCAGAUGCUGGCACUAUUCAGAAGAAACGGAACGCAUUCGAAUGUAAACAAAUUCUUUUUCCAGCAAAGACAUGGGCGGGCAGUAAAUAAAAGACACCACAUUCCCUCGGUGAAGAAUAUGUCAAGGUCAAGCCAGUCUAAAAGGGGGUGGCCAAAAGUAACCCUCUGAUUAAGUUGAAAACUAGCCCUACCCUGCACUAAUCAAUAUAUAACACUGCUUAACAUGAUAACAAACAACACAUAAAACAUCCAUUGGUCAUUAUUAAUUAUUUUAUAUUUCAGUUUUUUGACAAUUAUAACAAGAAAUCCUUUCUGCAACGAACAUUGGGCUUGUAUAGCUACAAGGUAUUUGUCCGUCAUUGUAAAAGUCUAGAUCAGCGGUUCUUGACCUGUGGGUCACGACCCCUUAGGGGAUCGAAUGAUCUUUACACAGGGGUUACCUAAGACCAUCGGAAAACACAUAUUUAUUAAAUAGAAACGAAAAUAAUUGUAUGGCAGGGGGAUCACCACAACAUGAGGUACCGUAUUAAAGGGUCGCGGUUUUAGGAAGAUUGGGAACCACUGGUCUAGAUGGUCGAAACGCACGCCUAAUCGUCUUGUCUUUUAUAUUUAAACCGAAAACAUAAAUUAUUCCGAAAUUGAUCGAGCAUAACCAGCUGUUGCGUGGCUGACUUUAUUCCCUAACUUACCCACUUAUGUCAUAAAUGUGAUCUUUAGUUUUCAUGUUAAGUUUUCUUUUUUGUAUAAAUGUUAUUAACUAAAGUUCAUACGUGAUUGAACACCUCAAUACAAAGUUAAAAUUUUUUAAUAUUUUUUAAAAAUUUAAAUUAAAAUUAAUAAUGUGAUGGAUUAUAGUAAGAGAAAUAGCGAUUUAAAUAAGUAAAAUGACAAUUUAAAUUAAAAUACAUGAUUAAGUAAACUUAAUAACGUGUCAAAUGAAACAAAGCUCUACAAGAAGUGAACUAAGGGGCGUGGCAAAUAAAACUAAAUAGCAUGACGAAUUAUACUAAUUAAUGACAUGACGAACCAACCUAAACAACACGACCAACUAAAAUAGGUGACAAGACAAGUGAAACUAAAUAACAUGACCAAAUACAACUAAGUGAUAUGACGAAUGAAACUAUUCGACACCUCGCACAGCUACUGGUUUGUGUAUGCUAUACGCUACAUGCAGUGUUAGAAUGAUGUAUGCAUAAAAAGUAACAACACUUGCUGUUUGCAUUUAUUCUUCUCAUAUAUAACAGGAACACAAGAAAAAGAAAACUUAUUUCAGUGUCACGAACAAUUUGCUACCCAACGACCUCGUCUUUACCGAGAAGUAUGCCUUGAAAGCUUCAGAGAGGCGCAGCAAGAGCACUACCACCCUUCUUAAAGAUACAGAAUUUAAAAGUAAUUAUCGAAACGGUCUAAUAAUUAGCCGAGAUGAUUUCAAUGAGCUCUAUGCUAUUCUCAAACAAGAUUGUGAGGUAGGUCAAAUUUAAAAAUUAAAAUCAACCGUAAAUAUAUAUAUAUAUAUAUAUAUAUAUAUAUAUAUAUAUAUAUAUAUAUAUAUAUAUAUGUGUGUGUGUGUGUGUGUGUAUAUAUAUAUAUAUAUAUAUAUAUAUAUAUAUAUAUAUAUAUAUAUAUAUAUAUAUAUAAGGAAAAUGUGUUUAUAUAUAUCAUAUAUAACACACUUUUCUUUCCUUCUGCUGGGAUAGCUUAGUCAAAUAUUAUCUAUAAAAAUAAGUUUCUGGGCUAUUACACCCUUCUCUUAAUUUCUACAAUACGUAGCCUACUAACUCCUGUAUUAUUGAUAAGUCUUGUUGCCUCGCCUAUAGUCUUGUUGCCUCGCCUAUAGUCUUGUUGCCUCGCCUAUAGUCUUGUCGCUGUGGAAAUUUGUUUGAUGUUCAUUCUAUUUUCAUCAAUUUUUUAUUUUUUUUUAAUUAAUUUAUUUUCGUACAAAUUUGUUUACGUAUUCAUGACCCAUUAUAUUAUAUAUAGAUAUCGGACAGAUUUAGAUUUUUUUUUAAAAUUCAUUGUUUUGAUAAAGAUAUUGAGGUAUUGCAGACAACAAUUGAACACUAUAUAUAUUUUUUUUUAAUAUUAAGGUGGAAUCAACUUUUUUUGGUAAUAGAUUAGUGUCCAACAGAAUUGGGGUUAAAUUGAAACGGAUUCUUUCAAUCUCAAUCCCUCUUAACUUUUUUUGUUUUGUUUUUUUAACUUUCUCAACAAAUUGCAUAUAAGUAUACACGUAUUAUCUCUUAGAGUAUUAUCAUUAACUUGAUUUAAAAUGUGUUCUUAGUCAAACGGUUAUCAAGUUUUACUUAAAUGUAGUUUUAGUCCUGUCGGUUGUUUAUUACCGAUAUCGAUCCAUAAUGUCCAAGAAUUCCCACGUUAAGAAAGUGGCGUAGCAAACAGGAGUAGUGUGGGGUUUGUUCCUCGUGGUGGAGUAUUUUUCUUUAUAUUGAGGGGUGGCAUUUCCCGAAAGGGGGGGGGGGGGGGUGGGGGGGGGGGGGGGGAAAUUUUGUGAACACAUUUUCGCCACCCUUGGCGUAGCAAACAGGAGUAGUGUGGGGUUUGUUCCUCGUGGUGGAGUAUUUUUCUUUAUAUUGAGGGGUGGCAUUUCCCGAAAGGGGGGGGGGGGGGUUGGGGGGGGGGGAUGUGACAAUUUGUGAACACCAUUUCGCCACCCGCCGUUUCCUCGAAAAUGGUAUAGAUAGUAUUUAAAUUUAAAAUGAGAUAAAUUAAAUUUAGAGGGGAUUAAAAUACUUAAAUAGAGAGCUUAAAUAUAUUGAGUUUAUACAGCUUUAUAUAAUCUUUUAUACACUAGAGGGAGGCUACAUAAAACGGGCACGUCUCAUUCUGAUAGGAAGCUUUUUGCGGUCGUGAUUACCUGUUUGCAAUUAGGGUUGUGCAAAAUAUAGCGAAUGUGUAACGGUUUUAAGUGGCCCAGCCUGCAUUUUCAAGAGUUGGGUGACACACGUUAUGUUAGAUAAAUCGUAUAUGUUUUUCGGGAUUGUAAAGAUAAGCGAUAAGGAGAUGCUGUGCUGAUGCCACUCAUAAACAAAAUACUUCCAUAAUAUAGUUUUUCACUUAAUAUGGUUGACAUCAUUUUUAAAAAAAAAACGUAAAAUCCAUCAAUGUAACUCUAUACAUUCCAGCAAAAAAAACAAAAAAAAAAACAUGCUAGUGAAAGUAAGGGGACUUUUGCCUCUAGCGUCUGUUCUCUUUGGCUUUUGUCGGAGGAGAAUUUUAUGGUGUUUGGGGGGGAGGGGGGGGGGGUGGGUUGUCAAGCAUUUGUUGAAAGGGCUAAAAUAAUCAAUUUAAUUUUUUUUCUGGUCCAAAUCAAUAAUAUCCCUCUGGUGAUUGUAUGGACCUAACAAACAGACUCAAAACUCAUAACAACAUAUAAGCGUUGACGUUUACACAAAAAGACUUUCUUGAAACAUCCACAUAUUCAAAAUCAACGUGUCUUUAAAUUAUUGCUUUUUUUUCCUUACACAUUUUCUGGGAAAUUUUUUUUAUGUCUGGGAAUCUUCCGGUGCGAAAUGGGCGGAGGCGAAUCAGCCUUAGGCGAAACGGUCCUAGGUGAAAUGGGACGGUGGCAAAUGGCCGGGGUUGAAAUGGGCCGAAAGCGAAAUAGACUGGAGGUGAAAUGGCCAGAUGCAAUAAGGGCUGGUGGCGAAACGGCCUUAUGUGGAAUGGCCCAGGGACAAAGUAACCGAUACUAGUUUUUGUCUACUCAACGCAUAUUAGCUAAAAAGUUUUACAAAAAAAACAGAGUGUUGCAUUUAAAUAUAAAACCACCUAAAACAAAAAAACUUACAAGUAUGAAUUGUCUAUGAUUUCUCAAACAGUUUCUAAAUAACAACAACUGGAUCAAUUACUACCUUUCCGUUGCCAUACAUGAAGUCAAAGGUCAGCAAACUAUCCCUAAACUUGAAAUCGGUCGAGACGCUCUUGAUGGCCGAACCUUACAGAGGGAUUCGUUUGGAAUAGUUGGGUAAAAGUUUUACGUCAUUAUAAUAAUAAUAGUAAUAAUAAUAAUAAUAAUAAACAUAAAAAUAAUUAAAUAACUCGUUUUUUUAUUAUUAACCCCUGGACCAAUUGACGUGUGUUUCAAUACAGAUACCCUUUUAUACUUUAUGGUGUAGUAUAUUAAUUAUUACUUUUACAUAUACUUUGCCUCUUAGAUUCACCGUAUUUUAGAUAGUUUUCAUAACUUGCAUUCUGGGGGAGCCCAACCAUUGGGCUAUUUUCAUGGACCAUGUAAAGUUGUUCAUCCGCUUUACAUUUAGAAAACAUAACAUGACCAAAACUCUUUACAUUUCAAAACUAUUGGUAUCCAGUAACAGGUAAAGAGAUCGCCAUAUACCUGGCACCUACAGUUACCAGAACUUUAUGUUCAAUUAUGUACUGUUACAAAAUUUUAAAGACAUAGAUUAGAUCAAGGCAGUUGACUUUCAAUUAACUGCUAGACAAGAGAUUGACCUUUAGGUCCUUUUUAGGUGGCAUCGUGCUCUUAUAACAGGAAUCGGAUUUUAGCUACUUUUUCAAAGGACGACUUUUUGCCUUCAUCUACAUUUACAAGCUAUUGAUUUCUUUGUGUUAUUCAGAUGUACUGCUCUUGUCCUCUGUCUGCUUUUAAUUAUACGGGUGUUGCUCCGUAUCAACUGUUCAGUUAUAUGCUCUUGUCCUCUAUCAACUUUCAGUUAUAAGCUCUUGUCCUCUAUCAACUGUUCAGUUAUAUGCUCUUGUCCUCUAUCAACUUUCAGUUAUAAGCUCUUGUCCUCUAUCAACUGUUCAGUUAUAUGCUCUUGUCCUCUAUCAACUGUUCAGUUAUAAGCUCUUGUCCUCUAUCAACUGUUCAGUUAUAUGCUCUUGUCCUCUAUCAACUUUCAGUUAUAAGCUCUUGUCCUCUAUCAACUGUUCAGUUAUAUGCUCUUGUCCUCUAUCAACUUUCAGUUAUAAGCUCUUGUCCUCUAUCAACUGUUCAGUUAUAUGCUCUUGUCCUCUAUCAACUGUUCAGUUAUAUGCUCUUGUCCUCUAUCAACUGUUCAGUUAUAAGCUCUUGUCCUCUAUCAACUGUUCAGUUAUAAGCUCUUGUCCUCUAUCAACUGUUCAGUUAUAUGCUCUUGUCCUCUAUCAACUUUCAGUUAUAAGCUCUUGUCCUCUAGCUACUGUUCAUUUAUAUGCUCUUGUCCUCUAUCAACUUUCAGUUAUAAGCUCUUGCCCUCUAGCUACUGUUCAGUUAUAUGCUCUUGUCCUCUAUAAACUGUUCAUUUAUAAGCUCUUGCCCUCUAGCUACUGUUCAGUUAUAUGCUCUUGUCCUCUAUCAACUGUUCAUUUAUAAGCUCUUGCCCUCUAGCUACCAAUCAUUUGAAAAGUAAUUGUCUUAAAUGCGCUCUUUUUUUGGUCAAAGAUCGAUAAUAGAUCAAAUGAUAAUUGCACUGACUAUGGGAAUCGAUCUAUGGCUUCAGUCGCGUUGCUGGUUUUUUUAUUGUUAUAAUUUUGUGUUGAUUUAUUUUUUGUCCUCCGUGCAUAGUGUGAAGCCCUGGUCUGAAUCUCUUACCUCCUGCUUUUGUAAUGUUACUGAAUUGAAUAAUUAAUUUGUUGAUAGGUGCUGCCACUUCCAACCACCACCCCUUCCUGGAAUUGAUUGGGGAACUUUGCUUAUAAUUUCUAGAACCGUCUAUAUAGUGAUAGAAAAUACUCUCUGGCGAUUGAAUUUCUAGCCUUGCUGUUCUGUAAUUGCUCCGAAUCCAUCACUAUAAAUACGAAAGUCGUCUGGGACCGACCGACUCAAGAGACUUGCCAGACUUACAGGAGCCCUACUAGAAUGACUUAGUUUUGUAUCCUGUGUGUAAUGCUUUGUAUUUACACCUUUUAGUAUUACACUGUUUCAUUAACUGAACUGCGAGUUAAUAUAGUUUUUAUUAUUCUCUAUAUUUGAUUUUGGUAUUUUAUAUCAAAUUAAUAGUGCAAUUUAAUUGAUUAUUGAUAAAAUCAGAAUCAUUGUUAUCGCCUGUUUGAUCUAACAAGUCUAAUCUGAAGAAAAACUGAAUUCAUAAAACAAUAUAACGCUACAUGAACACCCAUAAUAGAAUAAAUAGAGUAGGUCACUUUAAACAUGUCCUCGGACAAAGGAGAUGAUUAUCAUAAAACUGGAAAGAUAUUCCGAAAGUAUGUGAGCAUUAGAAGGCCCGGUUGGUACUCAGUCGAUAUCAUUAUUUAUAAUGAAGCUGAUGAUGUUGUCAUAAUAUAAUUUCGUUUGAUUUAACGUUGAAUUGUUCUGUUUCUAGUCAAAGAUCACACGGGAUAAAAGCGACGGGAAACGAAAAAAAACAACUCUUAAUCUUCAUCGGAAUCAGAGGACACUUACUAGAGUACGCGGGGAUUCGAAAACUGGGUCACAGCAUCAUUAAACCAUUUCAGGUAGAAACAAUGUGACAACACGAUUGAUGUCUUGUGCACUAGAAUUAACAAAUCUCUAAACUCCAAUCAACACACACAUACACACACAUACGUACAUAGAUAGAUAGAUAGAUAGAUAGAUAGAUAGAUAGAUAGAUAGAUAGAUAGAUAGAUAGAUAGAUAGAUAGAUAGAUAGAUAGAUAGAUAGUAAGAUAGAUAGAUAGAUAGAUAGAUAGAUAGAUAGAUAGAUAGAUAGAUAGAUAGAUAGAUGGAUGGAUGGAUGGAUGGAUGGAUGGAUGGAUGGAUGGAUGGAUGGAUGGAUGGAUGGAUGGAUGGAUGGAUGGAUGGAUGGAUGGAUGGAUGGAUGGAUGGAUGGAUGGAUGGAUGGAUGGAUGGAUGGAUGGAUGGGUGGGUGGGUGGAUGGGUGGGUGGGUGGGUGGGUGGAUGGGUGGAUGGGUGGAUGGAUGGAUGGAUGGAUGGAUGGAUCGAAGGAUCGAUGGAUGGAUCGAUGGAUGGAUCGAUGGAUAGAUCGAUGAAUAGAUGGAUGGAUAGAUGGAUAGAUGGAUAGAUAGAUCGAUAGAUAGAUAGAUUAGAUAGAUUAGAUAGAUAGAUUAGAUAUAUAGAUAGAUUAGAUACAUAGAUAGAUUAGAUACAUAGAUAGAUUAGAUACAUAGAUAGAUGAUAGACCAAAUUAGUUACAUAAAUACCAAUCAGUAUUUCACUUAACCUUAAAUAUCAAAUACAUAUGUUACCGUAUAAAGUACCUUAUCUUUAAAUAUCAGUCUCAAAAUAUUGAAUUACUAAAUGGCAUAUCUCUGAAAACUAAUCGUACUAUUUCUAAACGUUAAAACUGCAAUAAUAAAAGAUCUUACGUAAACAGGGAGGCCCAAAAGUGAGAACAUCUCUUAUAAUUUAAUAUAGUUACAUCGAAAUGAUUUCAACUGUAUCCUUAAUACAUUAUUUAGCUUUUAAAAAAAAAACACUUAUUUACUUCAGCGCAUUUUUAACUAUAUGUUAUUAAUAUGGUCACCAUAUUUUAUUUUUAAAUUGUCAGUUGUCUGCAAGACUUUGCUACUUUUUCUUCUCUUGGACAAUAUUUAACCAGAGUAAAAAACAAUCAGAGCAUAAGAUAGCAUUCUGAUGGAAAUUUGCGAAUUGAAAAAAAAAAUUAAAAAAAUAAUUGGGUGAAAGACGGAUGAUAAAUGAAUUUCCAAAGUCUAGGUCAUAGCUAGUGUCAGACGGGUUAUUAUUAUUAUUAGUAUUUUGGUAUUUGUGUAUAGAGCUUUCCUUACAGCUCUAAGCGCUUUACAUUAUCAAAAAUAUGUAAACUAUUUAAACUGCCAAAGUAAAAAUAAAAUGAAAAACCAGAGACACUAGAAUAGUAACUACAAUGUGAAAAAUGAUUAUAAAAUUAGUAGCUAAUACAUUAAAAUGGCUAUAAAAACAAGUACACUUGGAACGCUUUGGAAUAUACUUAAAUACAGGAUCAACCUGAGACAGAAAAUGAGGCAGGGCAAGGAAGAAGCAUCACAGGUCAUAGGCGGACCUAAAUAGAUGGGUUUUAAGGGACUUUAUGAAAGUGGACGAGGUUUCACAAUGACGGAUGUGGAAGGGGUGCUGGUUCCAGAACGUGGGCGCAUGGAAGUAGAAGGAGAAAAAAAUUAGCAUAACGAUGUUACCACAGAAAAUAAACCCGCAAGUUGUCGUCUAAAGUCUGCUAGAACAUGACAGAUCAUAGAGCCGGUCAAGACUUUGAUACAAACCUGUCACAAAAGUCCGCUGGAAACUAGAACACGACAAAUCAUAGAGCCGGUCCAGAUGUUGAUUACCCACCCGUCACCAAAUUCCGCGGGAAACUAGAACACGACAGAACAUAGAGCCGGUCCAGAUGUUGAUACAAACCCGUCACAAAAGUCCGCGGGAACUAAAAGAGAAACGGGUGUACUACUGUCGUCUAUGUAAACAUAAUUUAAAACAAGAUUUACAACUUAAGACAUGCAGGCCAGUGAUCUGGGAGGGCGCUCGGCGAAACUUUCACAAUAAAACUUCUGCAACGCUGUAAGCAGUAACUUAAUGAUUUCCCGAGAAGUAUUUUGUUAGAGACGAAAAGAUAUUCACAGUUGACUGUUAAAUUUUCAAAAUGAUCGUAUUGAUCCAACUGAAUUUUAAAAAAAAGCAAUUUCAUGAAAGGAAAUUUACACGAGAAGGAGAACCUUUCACACACGGUAUCAUGGGAACAGUCGGAUGGGGGAAAACUAGUUCUUUGAACAAGAGAACACAGUUAGCUUGGAAUAUUUUUUUGUGAAACUGUUCUCGAGCGAGGUUUGCUAGCUGACAUUCAAGCGACAUGUCUUGGCCGUUACGGAACAUUUAAGCGGGACCCUGCUCCAUUACAUAUAUCCGAUAAACUUUCAGCUAACACACAGUCCUGAUUUUAAAACCCAUUCGAUUAAGCCGUUUGAGGUUCGUUGCAAAAACACGUCUACCGCUGACAAAAAUUUACUACAGUUAAGCAGCUCAAGUAUUUAAAAAAUUUGAAUGGAAUAAUCUACAGCAGCCCUUUAUUGACAGAAACAACGCUCGCGAAAAGUUGUUGAGAAGCAGGGAGGUGGGAGGGACACACUGAACUUGUUUUCUGAUUACCGUAAUACUUGGCAUACACAUGCAAGUGAACAAAUGUUACAUUUAUUCAAUUAUAUUUUUAUAACCAUUUGCUACAAGAUGUUCUCACUUUUUAGGCGGGCAGCAUGUAUAUCUAAAUAACAUGCGCCGUAUAUCAAACUGCCAAUAAUCAUAAUCCUAAAAUAAAAUAAUAUUUAUAUAAAUAUACGAUACUUACAUUCGAUAGUCGAUAUUCCAUAUGAUUUAAUAGCGUUAAAUGUAAUUAAAACCUUUGAUAAUUUCCUUUAAAUUGCAUUUUAUGUAGCUCAACACAGUGACGUGUAGCCCAUCAGAAUACAAGGAACGAUUUCUGAAAGAGUUCCAACAGAAAUGGUUCAAAUCUGAAGGUAACAUGUCUUCUAUGUCAAAAAAAAAUUAAAUAACAUCUUUAUGUCUAAUAUUUAUCGUGGCUUCAAAACCUAGAGUCAAUCCUAAUAUCACCCUACAUGAACCCUCAAAUAACCAACACAUCCGUGUCCACCCCCAUAUUGCCAAAACACUCUAAUAAAACAUCAUAUCACCCAAACACCCGAGUAAACCAUCAUAUCACCCAAACACCCGAGUAAGCUAUCAUAUCAACCAAACACCCGAGUAAGCCAUCAUAUCACCCAAACACCCGAGUAAACCAUCAUAUCACCCAAACACCCGAGUAAACCAUCAUAUCACCCAAACACCCGAGUAAGCCAUCAUAUCACCCAAACACCCGAGUAAACCAUCAUAUCACCCAAACACCCGAGUAAACCAUCAUAUCACCCAAACACCCGAGUAAACCAUCAUAUCACCCAAACACCCGAGUAAACCAUCAUAUCACCCAAACACCCGAGUAAACAAUCAUAUCACCCAAACACCCGAGUAAACCAUCAUAUCACCCAAACACCCGAGUAAGCCAUCAUAUCACCCAAACAACCGAGUACACCCUCAUAUCACCCAAACACCCGAGUAAGCCAUCAUAUCACCCAAACACCCGAGUAAACCAUCAUAUCACCCAAACAACCGAGUACACCCUCAUAUAACCCAAAUACCCGUGUAAACUAUCAUAUCACCCAAACACCCGAGUAAGCCAUCAUAUCACCCAAACACCCGAGUAAACCAUCAUAUCACCCAAACACACGAGUAAACCAUCAUAUCACCCAAACAACCGAGUAAACCAUCAUAUCACCCAAACACCCGAGUAAACCAUCAUAUCACCCAAACAACCGAGUAAACCAUCAUAUCACCCAAACACCCGAGUAAACCAUCAUAUCACCCAAACACCCGAGUAAACCAUCAUAUCACCCAAACACCCGAGUAAACCAUCAUAUCACCCAAACACCCGAGUAAACCAUCAUAUCACCCAAACACCCGAGUAAACCAUCAUAUCACCCAAACACCCGAGUAAACCAUCAUAUCACCCAAACACCCGAGUAAACCAUCAUAUCACCCAAACACCCGAGUAAACCAUCAUAUCACCCAAACACCCGAGUAAACCAUCAUAUCACCCAAACACCCGAGUAAACCAUCAUAUCACCCAAACACCCGAGUAAACCAUCAUAUCACCCAAACACCCGAGUAAACCAUCAUAUCACCCAAACACCCGAGUAAACCAUCAUAUCACCCAAACACCCGAGUAAACCAUCAUAUCACCCAAACACCCGAGUAAACCAUCAUAUCACCCAAACACCCGAGUAAACCAUCAUAUCACCCAAACACCCGAGUAAACCAUCAUAUCACCCAAACACCCGAGUAAACCAUCAUAUCACCCAAACACCCGAGUAAACCAUCAUAUCACCCAAACACCCGAGUAAACCAUCAUAUCACCCAAACACCCGAGUAAACCAUCAUAUCACCCAAACACCCGAGUAAACCAUCAUAUCACCCAAACACCCGAGUAAACCAUCAUAUCACCCAAACACCCGAGUAAACCAUCAUAUCACCCAAACACCCGAGUAAACCAUCAUAUCACCCAAACACCCGAGUAAACCAUCAUAUCACCCAAACACCCGAGUAAACCAUCAUAUCACCCAAACACCCGAGUAAGCCAUCAUAUCACCCAUACACCCGAGUAAACCAUCAUAUCACCCAAACACCCGAGUAAGCCAUCAUAUCACCCAUACACCCGAGUAAACCAUCAUAUCACCCAAACACCCGAGUAAACCAUCAUAUCACCCAAACACCCGAGUAAACCAUCAUAUCACCCAAACAACCGAGUACACCCUCAUAUAACCCAAAUACCCGUGUAAACUAUCAUAUCACCCAAACACCCGAGUAAACCAUCAUAUCACCCAAACACCCGAGUAAACCAUCAUAUCACCCAAACACCCGAGUACACCCUCAUAUAACCCAAAUACCCGUGUAAACUAUCAUAUCACCCAAACACCCGAGUAAGCCAUCAUAUCACCCAAACACCCGAGUAAACCAUCAUAUCACCCAAACACCCGAGUACACCCUCAUAUAACCCAAAUACCCGUGUAAACUAUCAUAUCACCCAAUCACCCGAGUACAUCCCUAUACCAAACAAACACCUUGAAUCAACCAAACACCCGAGUACACUCCCAUAUCACCAACACAUCCGUGUACACCCUCAUAUCGUCCACACACCCAUGUCUACCCCCAUAACGCCAAAACACCCGAGUACAACCUCAUAUCACAAAAAAAAACCUGAGUGCACCCUCAUUUCACCAUAACACCUGAGUACACUUCGUAUCAUCCAAACACCUGAGUACACCCUCUGAUCACUCAGCAGCCCGAGUACACCCUCAUAUCAUUAAAUGCACGAGUACACCGUUAUAUCGCCAAAACACCCGAGUACACCUUCAUAUCACCAAAAAACCUGAGUACACCCUCAUACCAAACACCUGAGUACACCCCCAUACCAAACAAACACCUGAGUACACCCCUAUUCCAAACAAACACCCGAGUACACACUCGUAUCCCUCAAACACCCGAGUACACCUUAUUAUCACCAAAACACCCGAGUACACCCUCAUAUCACCAAAACACCCGAGUACACCCUCACAUAACCCAAACUUACUUUCUCAUUUUCCAAUAAUCCACGAUCUCCUCAUUCCUAUGCCCCCCCCCCUUUUUGGCGCUACCCUUCAACAUUCCAUACUGCCUUUACUUGACAGCAGCCUCCGUGUAACAAGGUAGGCAAUGGGUCCAGUGUCAUCGUUAGUGUUAGCCACUGGACACUGGGUUUUAGCAGUGUUUCAAUUUCAAUAGAUAUUGUCAAAUUAAUAUUUUAAAGUCGUCCCAUUUAAAUAUAAAGGCUUUAGUAUAUAUAAAAGGAACUGAAAUUAGUUUCCCUGUGCCCGUCAGUGGUGAAUAUUAUCAGUUCAGACCCUCAAGUAUUUCAAUAAAGAUAUUAAAGUUACACUGUACUUAUUUUGGUCUAGAUCCUUCCCAAUAAUUGUAAUUUUAUUCAUAUGGCUCAUUUUUUAAAAAAAAUUUGGCCACCAAGCCUAAACGGUAUAUUUUUAUGAAAAAAAUAUUACUUUUUAAGAGAGGGUAAUAUCUGUGUAUCCCAAGUUGGAUCAUGAGCCAUUAAUCCAUGUAGAGCCGUAUGCGGUACAAACAGGCAUAAUUUACCAUUUAUAUAGCACAUAAAUAUCAUAGCAGAGGAUACAUUGAUGAAUAUUUGAAGCCUCAGUGUGAGAUAGAAACAAAUUAACAUUGACGAUAUUCAGUUGCUUAAAACUCACCAUUAACACAAUAAUAAAUGCGGAUUGGAUAGUUUACGGUAUUUCAUUGUUCCGUGUCCUGCACCGAUUUUUUUUUUACUGUGACAUUAUUGUAUCUUUAUCUGGUCUAAGUAGAGAACAAAAAUCUAGACAUAAACGUAUCAUGUAGUGAAUCAAAUAAAAUACCGACGUUGAAGGACUUUUUAGUAGAUAGCUAAGUCCUUUUACUUAUUUUUGUUAGUGGUCAAAUCUUGCUUCUUAAUAUGGCCAGACUUCCUGAUCUCAAAAUCAGAUGAAACAAAGUAAUUGAGUUCAUGGGUGACCAACGCUUUCUUAGGAUAGGAUCCCCGCCAGUCGACUAUUCCAUUGAGGCUAUUGUAAAUAUCCUAUUGAUAGGGGCUCUAUUCAAAUUAUUCAGUUAAAAUUUGAAGUAUGCCAGUGGACAUUCAUUUUUAAAUUUUAGUACAUUUUUGGAGAGUCCUGUUUCUUAUUUUGUUUUGGGUAGCCGAGAAUUGAACGGGCACACGACCGUCCCUUGACAGCCCUAAAGAGGUUGAGGUUGUCUGUUGUUACUGCAGCUACCGAGAGUGGGGGGGGGGGGGGGCUCCAAUUGUCUCGAGUCGUCACUGGCUGAUACCUUCAGAAUGAACUGUCAAUUAGCGGGUAUAGUGUCCAAACUAGUGGUUUCCUUAUGGUGCACCGGAGCUCAGGAUACCUGACGCUCGCUCAAGAAUGCUCCUAAACACGACUAACUAGUAAGAUAUACGGUUGGCCUUAGGAGACAACCCGUCAAGUCAUAAAGGUAGGCUAAGGCAAGAGGAGACAACUCCUCAAGUCAUAAUGGUAGGCUAAGGCAGGAGGAGACAACCCCUCAGGUCAUACUGGUAGGCUAAUGAAGGAGGGGAAAACCCCUCAAUCAAGUCAUUGUAGGCUUCAAGACUCCCCAAAAGGAAACUCAUUAAAAACUUCGCUCCACCAGUCACAGAGAUUGGGAACAAACAUGCCUCAAGGAUAUAUUCUUUAGGAAACUACACCAUCUUAAGGCUCCUCCGAACCCCCAACAACAUCAUCUGAAGGCUCCUCCCCCCCCCCCCCCCCCCCCAACUACAUCAUCUUAAGACUACUCCAUCUCCCCCCUCCAAAAUGGAAGUAACUGAAUAUUCUGAAAAUGACAUGCCAAUCAGAAGGAUGUCCCACCCCCACCUCCCAUAUUCACAAGUAUCUAAUGAAAUAGAUACAUAUUUUUUUUAUUAUUAUAGCAUUUGAUAAUGAAAUGACAUUGGUCUUAACUUUACAAAUUGAUUGCGCAUAGAUCAUACAACUUUCUUAACUAAUAAAUAUAGCCCAUAAUAAAAUGUCUCUUAUUUCAUAAAUACAGAUAAUGAAGAGACCAAAUGUUAAAUCGACCAUGUCAAUGUCUGCAAAGCUCAAUAGAACAUCUUGCUGAUUGCAUGCGACUUUAUAUUAUACAUCAUGUAUGAUUUGUUAUGCGGAACAAAAUACUCAUGGGUGAACUUGGAGCUACCAAACAGUUUUGUCAAAGAAGUCAUCCCUUUUAGGAUCAAAGUUUGAAGAGGAUCAAAACGAUCAAUCGAAUGUUGUCGUGUUCUGGACAGUUUCUUGAAAAGAACACUAUGAAUCUUGAUUUUUUUUGAUUUUUUUAUAUUUGUUUUGGUGUUAUUUUCAUUGUUGGUCAAUAUUAUAAACUUUUGCAUUAGUUAAUUCUUUAAAGGAACAUUUUGAAGCAGUUUUCGUUUUGGUUUUGACGUCAAUCAUUUUCAAGUUUGCAUUCGUUUAUAUUUAGUUAAAAGAACAUUUAGAAAAAUUUUCAUAAAAAAUAUAUUUUUAUAUUUUUUAAUUUGCAUUUCAAUCAUGUUUACUUUUCUAUUACUUGUAUAUAAGAAUUUGUUUUAGAAAUGUUGAUAAGCCUUUCACAUCAUUUUAAUUAUUAUCAUUGUAAUAUCUUUAAUCAGAAUAAUCAUUUUAAUCCAUGUAGUAAUGCACAAGGCGUGCAUACAAUCAGCUGACCCGGUGCUGUCGCGUUUGCCUUGCAGCCUCUGCUGCACCACGGAACCUCCGAUAAGGAAAUGCCCCAAUUUU